GUGUAUAUAUUGAACUUCUCAGAGUAAAAAUGCUGUGAGAUUUUGAAGAAUAUGAUGAUAGGUUCAAGAGAGCUCAUUCUGUGUCAGUGUAGUUGUUCUGGGAGGUUUGCUUGGUCAGGGUGCUGAUGGGCUUAGCAUUUGUGCUUGUCAAUUUCGCCCAUCAGCCUGUUUCAGAUAUGCAUUCAGACCGAAGGCCAGAUUCAAUUAAAACUACUGUAAUAUUUCUGAAGUUUUGUGCUCAAUCAUUGUGGAACAAAACACAUACCAAUAAUGAAAUAUUUAGUUUCAGCUGUGCUGGUUCUGUGAGUAUUGCAGGUUAAUUGGAUUUGGUCCCAGAUUUUGUUAAACUCAUAGUUGCUGUUCGAGGACUGUGUACCAAUUGCUGAGUAACACAAUCAAUAAUAUGCCAAUAAUUGUGUUACCUUAAGGUGUGUGUGUGUGUGCAUGCAUGAGUGGAGUUGUUUUUUUUAAGUCUCAUUUGUUUGAUAAUACGAAGAAGUUUUGUAAUUUUCUUUUGAGAGGAGACUGUUCAGUGAGAUACACAUCUCUUUCUACCCCACAAUUAAAUCAAUUAAACGGAUGAAAUAUCAAUUUAGCAUUGCAUGUUGUGUUUUCCUGUGGUUUGCCUCGGUUGGCUAAUUGAAAAAUGAGCAAGAAAAGGUUAUGUGAACAUUUUCUGUGACACCCAAAGCAUUUGUUUACACAACUAAAUGACAAACCUUAAUUGUUUAUGUUUCUUAAACUGUUCUUGCUUUUGGUCUUGUCAAUUAGUGAAAUAUCAUAUGUUGAAUAUUAGCUCUGGUAGAGACUUGAACUUAUGUUUGUCCUCUGCCUAUGUUAAGUGUGAAAAGUUGAAAUAUAAAUAUCUUACUGUAUUGUAAAUUCAUUGAUUACAUUUUGCAAUAGAUCAUUUGUGGAAAUAAGAUUUUUUUUUUUGUUUUAUAAACAAUUUAACAGAGAAAAUGUAUUUAAGGGAAGAAAAAAAAGAGACCAUGUCACUUGCUUUAUUUAGCUGUACGUUUAAUGCAGCCUCUCUUAAUACAGUGAAUGGUAUGUUUGUAGUCAGGUGGAAGAAAACAGAGGCUACCUCACUCACAUUUAUAUGGAUUUCAAUAAAAAGGAAAACAACUGCUACCUCUCGUUGAAAAACUAGGUUUAACUUAUGUCUAGAGGUGAGCCUUGAUGAAAUGAACCACAGAUUUAAACCUAUCACUUACAUUUACUAUGGUUACCUUAUUACUUUAGUAUGAUUGUAUGGUAGACACUAUAAAUGUAUUAACUUGUAUUUUUUGGUUUAUUUUAUGGGUAACAUGGUUGGUCUUUGUUGUGGUUUUGAUUAAUUAGAUUAAUUAUUUAAAAAUUUGCCACAAGCAUAGCUAAAACGUGUAGUCAUGAUUCCUUUUAUAUUUAAUUUUCAGAUUCUCCCCCUAUUUUCUUGUAAUACAGGAUUUAAAGUUUUGUUGAUGCAAGGGUUGCACGUUUGAGAGCUUUUCCUGCCAUCUAGUGGUCGAAAACCCAUGCUUUAAUUUAUUUAAUGCCAACAUUUUAUGUAUAUAUAUAUAUAUAUAUAUAUAUAUAUAUAUAUAUAUAUAUAUAUAUAUAUAUGAGAAGCUGUCAUCUUUGUUUGGACACUUACCCAACAAAUGAGGAUUGUAACUGAAGUUUUUAAAAUUAUUUUGUAGUGUUUAAAACAAGUACUGCUGAAUAUACUUUAUCACCCUAUAACACCAUUUCAAAUAUAUUUGAUAUUGCUGUACAGAAAAGAUAAAUUCUGAUUACUUAUUUUAAAUAAAAACAUGUCAAGUUUCAAUUGUAGGCUAAAUGAAUGAAUGAGAAAAUACGUUUGUGCUUUAAAAUAGCUUUUGUUCACGUGGUAGAAGUGCUGUGAAUGUUCUGUGUGUAACUUUUGUGAACUACUAUAAUGGUUCCUUGUUUCUUAACAAUGGCACAAACAAGAUCUUUCACUGGUUUUCUUUGAAGGAAAGGAAAUGCCAUGGGGCAAAUGCAGCCAUGCAUCCCAUCAUUAUUAUAAACACACCAGCCGUUCAAAGUAUAACAGGUCUUUGUCUGCAACAGAAUCAGUUGUUCAGGUGGUAGAAUAUGAUCUCAUGUUUAUUUCGACCUAGGUGAUAAAAUCAAAGACAAUAAAUAUCUAAAAAAAAAAAAAAAAAAUGCUGACCCUUUUGUCUCCAGCAAAACAGAAUAAGAAAAUGUAUUUGCUUCAUUGUGCUGAUGCUUUUUAAAUAACUGGGCAAAAAAUAAGUUCUGACCAACCUUUCCUUAGAAACUUGCUUACCUGAAAUUUGACUGCAUUUCCUUUCCAUCAAUGCAUAAGAUAUAAUGAAUAUGUCAUUAAGGAUAAAAAUGUUUUCUUAAAUUUUUUAUCAAUCUCCAAACAGCAAACAUUUUCUCUGUCCCAUUUAAAUAUUCUUUUACAAGUGGCUUUGCUGGUUUCUCAGGACCCCCUCUCUUGUGCCCCUUUACCUGGUCAUCUGUUACACUAUUGUCCACUUCACUUCCUGUCUCCAGAUCAGUGAUCUCCACUGCUAUAAAGCCACAAAUGACACACGAGCAGUCAUCAGAAGGACAUCACCACACAAUAUGAAGCUAAUUGACAGAUCGAUGACUCUUCUAGUCUUUAUCAAUGCUGUGUAUUCAGCGGCCAUGAGAGACGCCUUUGAGAUUACUCAACCUCCUGACCACCUCGAACCAACAAAACUCUCAGACAUUGUCUAUUCCUUUGUAGAAAUAGAGAAGAAUCUUGAACCUGCAGGUCCAACAGCAGAAUGUAAAGCCCCAGAAAUAGUUGGUAAUUUUGUUGAGGUUUCCAAAACAACUCCCAAACCAAACUCAGUUGAAAUUACAGGCAUUGCACAAGAGAGAUCCUCUGAGAGCAGCAACUCAGGUGAUCGUUCAAGUAAAAAACAUCUGGAAGUGUUUAUAUACUGUCAAUAUCAUUUUAAAUGUAUUACUUUAUAUGUUUCAACAGACAGCAGAUUAGCUGAUAGAACAUCAGCAGAAGACAGCGGAGAGGUUGAAAGAUACAAUAGGUCAUGGCUGAGGACCACACUCACGGAGACCAGCGAAGCAUUACGGGGACAUUACAAGAAUUCAGCAGAGAUGGACAGACCAGAGGAGAAUGGGAGAUACCAAAACCAGAAGAUGAUAGGACAAUACAGUGCUGAAGUGACAGGUGUACCUGAUACAGAGAAAUACCAGCAAGAAAGCAACAAACGAGCAGUAGAUUUAGACAGUCCAGAGGAUAUGGACACCCCUGAUAGAAAAGACCUCGAUGUUGACAGUGAAGAACGUUCUGCGGGACUUAGAGCAAAACUAAACUAUGCUGCUAACCAUGCCACACUGGACGAGAGCAGGGAAAUUAUUGAUCAGAACCCAAGAUGCAUUGAAACAUCUGUUGAACAUCCCGUGGAAGAGAACAACAGUCUGGAAGUCCGUAAUGUGGACCAGGAGAUCCAAAAGAACACAAUGAGCUAUCAGAACCAGCUGAGGAAAAUAUGUCCCAGCAGGAGAGCGAGAGUGUCCAACAACCCCAAAGGACAGCUGGAUUUUGAUAGUCCAGAAAGAGUGAACAGUGAGCUUUUGGACAGAGACAACAGCGUUGAGAGGCUGGAAGGACAUGCGUCAGUUACUCUGUAGAGUUUUGACUUGAUUUGUUUUUUAGCAGUAUUGCUAUUUGAUUAUUGAUCAUUUUAUAUCUUUUGUUUAUUUGUCAUUGAGUUGCAUGAAUAAAAUAAUCAGAGUUUUGUGAUUUUGUGAAACAUGAAUUAAACAUUAUUUUCAUUCUGGAAUAGUGUUUGGGAUUAAAUAGCUAAAAAUAGUGAUGCUACUUUACUACAUUUAGUGAAAAGAAGUUGAUGGAUUGUAGUGAAUUGUUUUGUUUGGACAGAUCAUUUCAAUCAA
Molecule: messenger RNA, 3921 nt
Organism: Xyrauchen texanus (razorback sucker)
Lineage: Eukaryota; Metazoa; Chordata; Actinopteri; Cypriniformes; Catostomidae
Exons: 10
Coding region: 2602-3657 (351 amino acids)
Source: RefSeq, a predicted model, not a curated record